UGCGUAGCGGCCGGAGGAGCGGCAGUGCGCGAAGUUCCCUUUCGCCGGCUGCCACUCUCUUCCGAGCUGUCUCUCCGCGCGGAGACUGGCUGCGGCCGACAGAUUCGGCAGACCUCCCCCCUCGUUGCCGGCACUGUGACCUGGUGGUGGCGGCUUGCGCAGACCCACUUUCGCGCCGAUUCCCAGUGAUCUCCACACGCUGCACAGCGCAUGCGGGAGAGGCCAUGGGCCUGUCGCGCAAGCCCGUGCUACGCGCGCGGCAACUACACGGCCUGGUCAUCGUGGCGGCUGUCUUCUGGAUGAACCUCUUCGUGCUGGGCUUCUUUCGUGCCAGCGGCGUGCUGUACGUGGCCAUGGUGCGCACCUACCAAUGCAGCCACGAGCAGGCCUCGUGGCCCUUCAGCCUCGCAGGGGCAACGCUCUGCAUGACGGGACCCAUUGCUGGCGCCCUGAGCCGUACGUUGUCCAUGAGAGCAAUCGUGACGACGGGAGUCAUCGUCACAGGCAUCGCAAUCAGCUGCUGCUUCUUCGCAGAGAACAUUGUGGUCAUCGUCAUACUAGUGGGAAUAUUUUACGGCGCCGGGACGGGUAUGGUGUGCAAUCUGACGCCAAUGUUGCUAACGCAACACUUCGAGAACCAUCGAGCCAUAGCCUGCGGUGUGGCCUACUCGGGCUCUACCAUCGGCUCUUUUUUCUGGCCCGCACUGCUUGAGUACCUCAUCAACGAGUUCGGCCUGCGGGGAGCACUGCUCAUCUUCGGCGGAACCAUACUGCACGGCGUCAUGGGCUCCAUCUUGUUGACGCCCCUCGCCUAUGCGAAGCAAAGCGAAGUCGACACCGCCAAGCCGGCCGGCGAGGACGAAAAAGUGCUGGAGCCGCUACGCGAGAAGUGCCAGAGCCUCGACUUCCAUCCUUUCCAGAACGGCCACACGAACCCGCACGGUGGCAACAUAGGAAGACGCUACUCUUCGCGCAUGUCCGUUCGCUCGGCCCUAGGGGACAACGACAGCGCGUGCGCAGUAUCCGUGUCCGGCCUCUGCAUGGUGGUCUCCGACGGGGAGAUGUGGCACAGCCGGGAGGAACAUCUCGACCGUAGGUGUAGUCCGGCCCCCAGUCUGAGGAAGCUGAACGAGGCCAGCCCGCUGGCACCGCUGUGGGAAGCCGGAUCAGUGCCCGACACGGCUCAGAACACCGAGAAGCAGUCUAUCAUGUCCACGACGACCGACGACGAUGCUGCUCGUUCUUCUCUCUGCGCUAACAUCACUCGCGUUGUUCUAAAGGACCUGAGGCUGCUGGGCAACAAAUACUUCAUCUUAGUGACCACCUCGGCGGUGGGAUUUUUCUUUGUGUUUAGCACAUUCAUUAUUAUCAUUCCUGAUUACGCCGCUGACAAGGGCCUGCCGAUAAGCGAUGGGGUGUUUCUUCUCUCCGUGUAUGGUAUAGCGGACCUGUUUAGCAAGCCGAUCCCUGGUCUUUUGGCAUACAAGAAAAUAAUGGACAACAGAGGUAUCUUUAUUAGUGGCGGCAUCAUCACGGGCUUGACAAUGAUUGUGAUGCCAUUUAUGGACAGCUACUGGUUCUUUGUGGUGAUGACUCUACUGUUCGGCCUUGUGACCGGUGGGCUCAUAUUUAUGACUCCCGUCCUGCUCACCGAGUUUCUUGGAGCCAAGUUAGCAGUCAUGGCCUUUGGAAUGUGCAACCUGUUCAUCGGCAUUACUUGCCUCCUGAGACCGUUCAUUAUAGGUUACUUCAAGGACAACUGGCACAGCUAUAACGGCCUCUUCUACACAAUGGCGGUAGCAUGCAUUCUCUCUUCGCUCAGCUGGUACAUUCCACCAGCAGUGAACAAAGUAUGGACGUGUGUGAGCAGACCAAAGGAAUCUGUCCAGCCACAAGAAGUCUGAAGAUUUCACAUGUGCCAGGGCAGGACGUUGCUGGAAUGUAUGGCGCUUUACGGAACCGUGGGGCUGACACCAUGGACGCCGCUAUUGCGCGCGAAUCGAACUCGCCUGUGGCGCUGUACUUCUGUUGUGUCUCGUGAACUGUACGGAUGGCUGCACAGCACAGAAACGGAGACCAGAUUGGCGCUCCUCAUUUUUCCUCAUCGCGAACACGGACUGCGACGGCCACUCCAUUGUUGUUCAGCUGUGAUGUGCAUAUGCAUACUCGUUUGCCGCCUAAACCAUAUUGAGACCAUCUGAAAUAAUUAUUUUUUCAUUAUUAAAUAUGUCACUGUUGCUGC
Messenger RNA from Rhipicephalus microplus (southern cattle tick), 2242 nucleotides. Its product is annotated as monocarboxylate transporter 5. Gene Ontology annotation, biological process: transmembrane transport. The record is from RefSeq and is a predicted model, not a curated record. NCBI's taxonomy places the organism in Eukaryota, Metazoa, Arthropoda, Arachnida, Ixodida, Ixodidae. Gene Ontology annotation, molecular function: monocarboxylic acid transmembrane transporter activity.